AGUUUAAUUUUGAACUUCGUACCGAUCGGUAGCAUUUUCGUUAAGACACCGAUGGCGCACGUGUGGUGAAUUCCAUCGGCUGGAAGAAAGAGGAAAGGACGCAAUAACCAAACAAUCUAUUUGACCGAGUUAAUCGGUCGAUCAGUAAGUUUUCUCGUGAUCGUGAGAGAAUGACCUAUAUGUUUUGUUUUGGCGAUGAUUAGGUUUUUUUUACCGUCUCGCGUUUCGCGAUUUUGGGUUGCAUUCCAAGAAAUGACAGUUUAGUGUUACAUUAACCGCGCAAAACACAUGUCGUGUUAUCACUGUGCUAAAUUGAACUACGGAUCUUGGUGAAUUUUGGUGGUGUUGAAGUAGAUUGAGGUCUCCGCAGAUUUCGUCAGUCCCUCGGCUAAUCUGUGUGGUUGGAAGCCUUCCAAUCUCUCGCCAGCAUCAGUUGCAAGCAGAACGCAGGUCUGGCUCGUGUUCUGGCGCGGCCUACUAUUGGCUCGGUUACGGAGCUGCAGGAAUAGUCGUAUGGUGACUGGCACGCCAAGCACAAUUGAAAGAAAUGAGUAGAGGAAAUGACGAAUCCGGUGGUGGUGGUUGUGAUGGAACACAGAAAGGGAUCACGAACCGAGGGUUCUACCAGGACCUGGAAGAUAAUGGGAUUAAGCAGAGCAAACCGUUUUCGGGACUGCCUCAGUUUACCGUGGCUAGACCACACUACCAACAGGAUGUGCUAAACAGUGAAAUGAAUUAUAGCGUACCUCAAAGCAGAGUGUGUCAGGAUAUCUUAAAAAGUGUGCGGGGUGUCAAUGCUAAAAGUUGUGCAAAAAGUAUCUUCCCGAUCUUCAGCUGGUUAGCGGAGUAUUCCUGUAAACGGGAUUUUGUGGCGGAUCUGAUAAGUGGUUGUACGGUGGCAGUGAUGCAUAUUCCUCAGGGUAUGGGUUACGCGUUGUUGGCCAAUGUGCCACCGAUUAUGGGUAUCUAUAUGGCCUUUUUUCCGGUACUGGUAUACUUCAUUCUGGGCACAUCCAGGCAUAAUUCGAUGGGAACAUUUGCGGUGGUAUCGAUUAUGGUGGGCAAGUCAGUGCUUGCCCAUUCCAGUGCGGGAGCUGACACGAUAGGGGAAGUGGUUGGAAAUGCAACCCAAGCGGCCGAUGGGACUGAUGGAAGCCAUAUAACACGAAGUCCGAUGGUAGUAGCCGCAACAGUUUGUUUUGCAGUUGGAAUCAUACAGCUGAUAAUGUACGUUUGCCGACUGGGUGUCAUUUCGUUCCUGCUGUCGGACACCCUGGUGUCGGGCUUUACAACAGGUGCUGCCAUCCACGUGCUAUCUUCCCAGAUUAAAGACCUCCUCGGGCUCUCUUUGCCGCCCAUCAGUGGAAACUUCAAGAUUAUCAAUACGUACAUCGCCAUCUUCUCGGAUAUCACCAGUGCGAACUUUGCGGCCAUUCUGAUAUCAACCGUUACCAUAGUGCUACUGGUGAUAAACAAUGAAUAUCUAAAGCCAAAGGUUGCCAAGCGCAGUAAGAUUCCGAUUCCGAUCGAGCUCAUGGCAGUGAUCAGCGGAACUUUGCUGUCAAGAUACUUAGCAUUGAACCAUCAGUAUGCGAUCAAGACUAUUGGACACAUUCCGACGGGAUUUCCGGAGCCUGCCCUGCCGGAUUUCGACUUGCUUCGAUCGUUGCUGCUGGACAGUUUCACAAUCGCGAUGGUGGCAUACGCCGUGUCCGUUUCGAUGGGACUGAUCUUUGCGCAGAAACAAAACUACGAGAUUGACUUCAACCAGGAGCUGUUGGCUAUGGGAGCGAGCAAUGUGUUCGGUUCAUUCUUCUCCUGUAUGCCCUUUUCCGCCUCGCUUUCCCGGUCGAUGAUCCAGUUCACGGUGGGUGGCAAAACACAGGUAGCAUCGGUUGUUUCUUGUGGCAUUUUGGCGGUGGUUCUGCUCUGGAUAGGACCGUUUUUUGAACCGCUGCCGAGGUGUGUUCUGGCCGGAAUUAUUGUAGUAUCCCUGAAAGGAUUACUGAUGCAGGUGACACAGUUUGUUGCCUUUUGGCGGCUGAGCUGUGUGGAUGCGGCUGUGUGGAUGGUCACCUUCCUGACCGUCGUGUUGGUCGCAAUCGAUUUGGGUCUACUGGUUGGCAUUUUAUUGAGUGUCUGCUGCAUUUUCUUCCGAGGUAUGAAACCGUAUACUUGUCUGCUGCAAAAUGUGCCACAAACUGAUCUCUAUCUGGAUGUGAAUCGGUACAAAGGAACAGUUGAAAUCGCCGGAAUCAAGAUUUUUCAUUACUGUGGUAGUCUAAAUUUCGCAACCAGAGCAAGCUUUAAAACGAAUCUGUGCCAGGCUUUGAAUCUGAACCUCACAAAAGAGAUUAAAACAAUAAACAACAGUGACUACAAAAGGGAGCGAAGCUUACGAUACCUGAUACUGGAUUUCAUCGCUCUCAGCGACAUUGACCCGUCGGCAAUAUCUUCGCUAAAGUCUCUGAUAAAUGAGUUCGAAAAAUUGUCCAUUAAGGUCCUAGUGGCCGGUGCAUCCUGCCCCGUGUAUGAAAUGAUGCUCAAGUGUAAACUGGUCUCGAUGGAUGAGCGCGAGUACUGCAAGGUUUUCCCGACAAUUCACGAUGCGGUUCUAUGGGCCAUGGACAUUCUAGCAGCCGAUUCCGGUAGAAUCAGCAUCGUGGAGACGGAUUAGGUAAUCGCGAAUAAAAAUAUAUUUACGUUAAUUGUAUUAAGAGGCUUUGCUUAUAUUUAUUAAACUAGUGAAAUAUACAAACUUGAAACUUUA
This is a messenger RNA of Topomyia yanbarensis, 2770 nucleotides long. Its product is annotated as solute carrier family 26 member 10-like. Gene Ontology annotation, biological process: transmembrane transport. The transcript is spliced from 7 exons. Gene Ontology annotation, molecular function: oxalate transmembrane transporter activity; bicarbonate transmembrane transporter activity; sulfate transmembrane transporter activity. Bases 548 to 2677 code for a protein of 709 amino acids. Gene Ontology annotation, cellular component: membrane. The record is from RefSeq and is a predicted model, not a curated record. NCBI's taxonomy places the organism in Eukaryota, Metazoa, Arthropoda, Insecta, Diptera, Culicidae.